Eucalyptus grandis is the source of this 4589-nucleotide messenger RNA. RefSeq names its product protein CROWDED NUCLEI 1. The record is from RefSeq and is a predicted model, not a curated record. The transcript is spliced from 7 exons. Gene Ontology annotation, cellular component: nucleus. Gene Ontology annotation, biological process: nucleus organization. Lineage: Eukaryota; Viridiplantae; Streptophyta; Magnoliopsida; Myrtales; Myrtaceae. The coding region runs from base 499 to 4113 and encodes 1204 amino acids.
AAAAGCACCCCGAAAAGGUGGCUUGCCCGCCCGCCGAGGAGAGAGAAAAGAGGGGAGGCAGGAGGAGGAAGGACGAAGGAGUUCGUUUGGAGACGUUAUCGGACUCGAAGGCCCUCUACUCGCCGGAAUUCAGAGCCCCCUUCGCGUCCGUCACUUUACAGUGACGAGCCAGAGCCUGCGACGAGCGCCCCUCUUCUCUUCUCUCUCCCUUCCGAUUUCGAGGAGCCUGCCAGCCAGCCGGCCAGCCAGCCAGCCAGCCAGCCACCACCGACUCGAGUUCCUCUCGCGCUAGGGCUUCUCGCUGUCGCUGUCUCGGCCGGGAAUCGGGAAUCUCGCGGCGCGAUUCGGGUUUUAGGUUUUUCUCUGGUGUUUGGGCACGAGAAAUUCUCGUGCUGCUGCUUAUGAAUUUGGAGCCGCGAUCUGUUGAAUUCGGCCGCGUCGCUGUCGCCGUCGCUGCUGUCGCUGCUGUGGGGAUUGCGCGGGUUGUCGUGUGGUGAGAUGUUCACCCCGCAGAGGAAGGCGUGGUCCGGGUGGACCCUCUCGCCCCGGGGCCAGGCCCCGAGGAGCGGAUCCGGGUCGGGCCCCGACCCGAGCGCCGACGGGAAGGGGAAGAGCAUCGUCCCCGCUGAGCCCGUCACCCCUCCCCUCGGCUCGAACGGGAUGGUGGUCGUGGACGGAGGCGGCGAUCCGGCCGGCAGGGUUUCGCUGCUCGAAAAGGAGCUUUUCGAGUACCAAUAUAAUAUGGGACUUCUUUUGAUUGAGAAAAAAGAGUGGGCUUCCAAGAAUGAAGAGCUGAGACGAGCAUUGGAGGAAAUAAAGGAUGCUCUUAAACGCGAGCAAGCGGCUCAUUUGAUUGCUAUGUCAGAUGUUGAAAAACGAGAAGAUGACUUGAGAAAAGCUCUUGGUGUCGAGAAGCAGUGCGUGAGUGAUCUGGAGAAGACCUUGCGUGAGAUGCGUGCAGAGUAUGCUGAAAUUAAAUUUACAGCUGAUUCAAAAUUAGCUGAAGCUAAUGCUUUGGCUGCAAGCAUUGAGGAAAAAUCUCUUGAAGUAGAGGCUAAGUCACAUGCUGCGGAUGCCAAACUUGCUGAAAUAAGCCGAAAGAAUUCGGAAAUCGAGAGGAAGAUGCGCGAUGUGGAUGCUAGAGAAGCUUCUUUUCGAAGGGAACGGUUAUCAUUCAUGACAGAGCGUGAAGUACAUGAAACCACUUUGUCCAAGCAGAGGGAGGACUUGCAAGAAUGGGAAAGAAAAUUGUGUGAUGGAGAGGAAAGGUUGGGAGAUAGAUUUAGGGUUCUGAACCAAAGAGAGGAGAUGGCAAAUGAGAAGGACAAGAUAUAUAAGCAAAAAGAGAAGGAUCUUGAGGAAGCACAAAAGACGAUUGAUGAAGCUAAUCUAACAUUGUCAAGAAAGGAAGAGGAUAUAAGCAGCAGGCUGGCAAAUUUAAAGUUGAAAGAGAAGGCAAGCCUUUCUGAUGCUGGUCACUUAAGAUGUCGACAAUGGGACUUUUCUAAUCUAAUGCAUUCUUUUUGGCUGCAGGAAUUUGAAACAAUUAGAAAGAACCUAGAAAUAAAAGAGAAGCAGUUGGUUGCUACAGAAGAAAAGCUCAAUGCUAGAGAAAGAGAUGAAAUUCAAAAGCUUCUUGAUGAGCAUGCUCGUGUUUUAGAUGUGAAGAAAAAUGAAUUUGAGUUGGAACUUGAGCAAAAGAGUAAAAAAUUCGAUGAGGACUUAGAAAGAAAAGGAUUUGACAUACAGAAGAAGGAAGCUGAAAUUAAGCACAAAGAGGAUAAACUAGUGAAAAGAGAACAAGCAGUGGAGAAGAAAACGGAAAAGCUCAAGGAGAAAGAGGAUGACCUGCAAUUGAAGUUGAAAGAUCUUAAGGAAAAGGAGAAAUUUCUCAAGUCUGAGGAAAAGAAUUUGGAGACUCAGAAGAAAUCGGUUGCUGUUGAGAAAGAGGAGUUGCUCAGCCUUAGGGCUGCUCUUGAGAAGAUAAGAGCGGAAAAUGAAGAACAGCUGGUGAAGAUCCGCAUGGAGAAGGAUCAACUGAAUGUGAGUGAAGAAGAAAGGUCAGAUUUUGUGCGUUUGCAAUCUGAAUUGAAGGAAGAAAGAGAGAAGUGCAGGCUUCAAAAGGAGCUUCUUUUGAAGGAAGCUGAGGACUUGAAGCAGCAAAAGGAAGCUUUUGAGAAGGAGUGGGAUGAGCUUGAUGAGAAAAGGGCUCAGAUUGAGAAAGAAAGGAUGGAUGCAGAGCGACAAAAAGAAAAAUUUGAAAAGCUCAAACAUAGUGAGGAGGAAAAACUACGAAGGGACAGGAUGGAGAAAGAUGAUUACAUAAAAAGGGAGCUGGAAGAUCUAGAACUGGCUAAAGGAUCAUUUGAAGCCAGAAUGGAGCAUGAGACUUCAGUUCUUGCCGAGAAGGUGCAAAGUGAGAGAAGUCAAAUGCUUCGGGACUUUGAGCUUCAGAAAAAGGAGCUUGAGACUAAUAUGCAGAAUAAAUGGGAUGAGAUGGAAAAUAACUUGCAUGGUAGAAUGAAGUCAUUUGAGGAAGAAAAGGAGAGAGAACUAAACAAUAUAAACUACCUGAGAGAAGUAGCCAGAAGAGAAAUGGAAGAAAUGAAACAGGAGCGAGCAGAAUUGCAAAAGGAAAGGGAAGGAUUUGCUGCAAAUAAGAAGCAUCUGGAGGAUGAACAAGUUGAAAUAAGAAAGGACAUUGAACAGCUUGUUGCACUUAGCAAAAAGUUGAAGGACCAGAGAGAGAAAUUUAUCGAGGAGAGAGAUCGCUUUAUUUCUUUUGCUAAGCAGCAGAGUAGCUGCAACACAUGUGGGGAGCUUACUCGCGAGUUUCUGCUUUCCGAUCUACAAUCUAUAUCUGAAAUUGAGAACGCCGAGCUUUCUCGGUCAAAACUGGCUGAGGCUUAUGCAAAGGAAGAGGCAAAUACGACCUUUAAUCCUUCUGGAAGGCCAAAUACUGAUACAUCUCCAAAUUUAGUUGGUUCAAGCACACCUCUGACCGUUGGAACUGUGUCUUGGCUUCGAAAAUGCACAACUAAGAUAUUUAGCUUGUCCCCUGGCAAAAAAACCGAUUCUCAUCCAGUUCAAGAUCUGACUCAAGAAGUACGUGUGCAUGGUGAUCCUGUAAAUGUCGAAGAACCCUCCAAAGCGAAUACCGAAAAUGAUGCUGAGGUCUCUUUUGCAGUAGCAAGUGUUUCUUUUGAUGUGGAGGGGUAUCAGAGGGAGGAUGAAGGUGGUCAAGAUAUGUCAUACGAUAGCAAUGUCAACAGUAAGAGACAAGAAAUUGCUGAAGAUUCUCAGCCUUCUGAUUUAAACAAUGGUGUCCGUCAGCCUCGCAAGAGGGGCAGACCAAGGGUUAACAGGACACGUACUAUGAAAGAAGUUGUCAAAGAUGCUAAUACCUUUCUUGGGAAAGGUUUUGGUUCGAAUGAGACCGAGCAGGAGAAUGGAAAUGUGGAGGACUCUGCUCCUACGAAUGCUGACAGUCGGGAUGAAGCCAGUCUUGCUAGUAAAGGAAGACCAAGAAAUGUCCGCAAGAGGGGUCGUGAUAACACCACAGUGAGUGAGCAUGAUGCCGAUGACACUGAAGGACAUUCUGAUAGCGUGAGUAAGGGCCAGCGAGGGAAAAGGCGGCAAAGAAAUACUGCUGCCGUUCAAGCUUUGGGUGAACAGCGAUAUAAUCUCCGACGGCCGAAAGGUGGGGUCAAGACCACUGCAUCUGGCAUGUCAAAUGACCUGAACAAGGACAAUAAAAAAGAAGCUGAUAGAGAAGGUGCAGAGGAGGAGAUUCACUAUGCCAAAGCUGCUCCUGCACUUUCUGUUACGGUUGCUAGUGAAAAUGGCAGAAGUGCACAUUUGAUGCGUUGUGGCUCGUUGGCAGAUACCCAGGAUGGAGACGCCAAUGGAACAAAGGAGAUAGUUGAGGAUCUGGCAUUGAGUGAAGAGGUGAAUGGGACACCUGAUAAGGGAGACAAACAUGACAACAGGAGCGAGUCCCUAGGAGUUAAUGCUGUCACGCGUGAUGAAGAUGGGGAUGAUGAUGAAUGUGAGGACGAGCACCCAGGCGAAGUCUCUAUAGGGAAGAAACUUUGGAACUUUCUCACGACCUAAUCAGGUAGGAUCAUUUUCCAGUCUCGGGAAGAAACCCCGGGGCUGCAAUGUGGCCCCAUCAGCUUCUUUAGAUAAUGCUGCUGGAGCUUCCCUGAUGUGUAGUAGCCAUUUAUGUUAGUUCAGCACAAAAGGUUUUCCUAGGUUUGGGAAGGAGAGGUUUGGCGCCCCUUUCUAUUUAGAAGGUUUCGGGAUGUUAAGGGCUUUGAUAUUUUGACCAUUUUUUUUUUGUCUUUUUUGUUUAGGUGAUCUAUUGGCAGUGUUAAUAAUACUGCAUGUCAUGAUGCUCUUGGUCUCUGGCUUCUAAAUUGUUUGUAUCAAAUACCUGUAAUUUUUCCCUGUUCCGGUCGCGUAGUGUGUGAAACCUGUGGAUUUAAUUUUUCUUUUUUUUCCUUCUGUCCCCGUGUGCAAUGUUAUUAGCCCAAGACCUGCAUGUUCUGGUCUCGAAUGCUGAUCAUGAUUAAUGACUUUCAGUGAGA